AUGGCCAUUUAUCACGUUGUGCUCACUCUCGCAGUCCUCUUCAAGCUGAAGCCCAAUGUGCCUCAGCAAAGCAUCGAUGAGAUGCGCGCUGCCGGCAAAGCUAUGCUUGGCGUCGUGCCAGGUCUGAGGUCGUUCGAGUUCGGCUCUCCGCUCGCUAGCACUGCGCACCGUGCUCAAGGCUUCGAUCUGGGCUUGAUUGCCGUGUUGGACACUGAAGCAGAUGUCCUCGCUUACGGCCCGCACCCAGCUCAUCAGGCGGUCAACAAGAUUCGUGAGGCUGUUGCUGCAGAGACGUUGGCCUACGACUUGGAGGUGCCUGACGUUGCUUAG
Molecule: messenger RNA, 330 nt
Organism: Fusarium vanettenii 77-13-4
Lineage: Eukaryota; Fungi; Ascomycota; Sordariomycetes; Hypocreales; Nectriaceae
Exons: 3
Coding region: 1-330 (109 amino acids)
Source: RefSeq, a predicted model, not a curated record